Molecule: messenger RNA, 1439 nt
Organism: Rhagoletis zephyria (snowberry fruit fly)
Lineage: Eukaryota; Metazoa; Arthropoda; Insecta; Diptera; Tephritidae
Molecular function (GO): zinc ion binding; nucleic acid binding
Source: RefSeq, a predicted model, not a curated record
GAGCAGAACAGGUCAAUGGCGAGCAGGAGUAAAGCAGAAGACGGCAUCCCAUUUGAGACGUUAAAAGAGGUUAUACCAACCUACGACGGCGGCGAUGGUUUUAGUGCGUGGUAUAACCAGGUGUUGCACUAUCGCGAAAUUUUUAAAGCCAACGAUGCGAUGCUGUGUGUAGCUGUACACUUAAAUUUAAAGGGCGCCGCUUUAGCGUGGUACAACGCGAAAUCAACGUUUCAUAAGAGCGCGGACGAGCUGCAACGUAAUAUGAAGACAGUUUUUACAUCAAACGAGAGAAAACUUGAACGCCGGCGUAAGUUCGAAAAGCGGAUGUGGGUGCCUGAAGAAAGCUUCAUUAGCUACUAUAACGACAAAUGCACGUUGAGCAGCGACUUGAGUCUUAGCGACGAAGAGUUCGCAGACUACCUCAUCGAAGGAAUACCAGACCGGCAGCUGCGCACACAGGCAAGACUCCACAAUUUUGCGUCGGCAAACGAAGUCGUUAGAGCGUUCAGGUCAGUCACGUUGCCAGAACCUCCAGCAGCAAAACCACGCUCCGAUGAACGCUUCAGAUGCUACAAUUGCAACUGUUCCGGGCACUAUGCCAAAGAUUGCAGAAAGGCUAAGCGAGAAGCCGGAUCGUGCUACGCAUGUGGAGAGAAGGGCCACUAUGGAACAGACUGCAAGCAGUACAAGAGGGAGAAGAAUACUUUCAAUGUCUAGUUGGUUCAUAGCGUAAUGAAAGAAGUUGUGGUACCGUCAGGAGUGAAUUUGGAUGAAGCAAAUGAUUCGUACUACGGUUUAAAUAAAUCAGUUUAGAAUAUACUCGGAAAAGUUAAAUGUAUCGUCAAAGUUUUGAAUAAAGACGUUUUAGUUGAAUUCUUAGUGGUUCCUAAUGGGUGUAUUGGUUAUUCGGUGCUACUGGGUAGGGAUUUUAUUGAGGCAAGUAACGCUAAGUUAAAAAUCGGAAAUGUUGAGUUUAUGGAUAGGGUAGUACAAGUAGGGGCAGCUAAUGGUGUGAACAAUGUGAACGAAGUCGAGAAAUUGGACGAAGUUGAGAAAGCGGACGAAGUCGAGAAAAUAGACAAAGUUGAGAAAGUUGAAGAAGUUGAGCAAGUUUGCAAUUUAGGUACAACAAAGAAGUUUACGUGUGAAAACAUGAGCAACGCCAAUGAUGUGAUUGAAGAUAAUCAGUUUAAUGAGGCCAUAAACGAAAUUAUGGCAAUAGAAGUGUGCGAAAAAACUGGUAUGGACCUCAAAGUAGGCGAAGAAGUCAACUACGAUGAUAAAAUACUUUUUCAGGGAAUUUUCAAAAGAGUUUACGUAAACUCGAAGAAACAAGACAAACCAAUGGUCAGAAAAGAAAUGAAACUUGUGCCAGAAAAAAAGGUUACAUACGCCCUAGUGAGUCAGAGUAUGUGUCACCCAUAGUGUUAGUUAAAAAG